GGAAAGAAGAGGACCUGGUAUGAUCUCAGGGAGGAGUGGUUGAAUUUCAUCGCCCUCCUCAGGGGGUGGAUUGAAUCCUACGUCACGGCGUCUUCUGGGUCCCUGAUACCCCUCUGAUACUGACACACACUUCACACACACACACAGCACUCUGGCUGACUGACAGAGGGACACAGCAAAGAGGAAACUGUUAGAGAACAACAAAGACAAACGAAAGGCGGUAAAAGAAAGCCUUAAGAGAGACGAAAAGAGAGAAAAAGGACGGACGGAGAGCAAGAACAAGGAGGGGUCGAAGGUAAAACCAUCUUAUUUUACUGCAUUUCAGCUUGUUGAGAGGAUAGAUGCCCAAAACUGUAUUCGCUUUUAAUAACACAAAAGGGAAAUACUGCAAAUAUUCAGGCCUGUUAAGCACUGGCGAUGGUGCAAAAGAAAAAUAAUCACAUUGAAAGUGCAUCACAGUGAAUCAAUACAACUUCAGAGGUGUAUCAGAGAAACUAUUCAAAUAUUUUAUCCAUGAAUAGCAACAAAACAUAGCAACACUCUCUGAAAAAGUUCUGCACUCCCCCUUUAGUGAUGUAAAAGCUCAUAUAUCUGGACGUCUGUAUGAAAACAUACAAGUAAAGGUGCUCGAUAAAAGUAAAAUGUGUUAAAGUUGCUUUAAAAUCAUCACGUGUGCAUCAGUUAAAGUACGUUUGUUACACAGCCUAAUAUGAGUUUUACUCACCUGGUAUUAAAAUGUGACCGAAUAUGUAUUUAUUGUUCAUCAUAUCAUGCUUGUAUCAUUCAAAUAUAGUAUUCAUCUUUAAUAUAAACCUGCAAAAUAGCUUUACAUUAGGGUUAACAUAUACUGGCAGUUGAGUUAGAAGUUGCGGUUUAUUAGCAAAUGAUAACAGAAUUUAAGAUUUUAAUGAGCCGUUUAUGUAACGCUGCAGAUUUCAGAUUACAGUGGCAGAUUAAGACGUGGACAGUGUAAAAAUAACCACCAAUCCCACCUGUAACAGUCUAAUAUUUCACUGUAUACUUUCCAUCAGAUAGAAUAUCACACCUAACAUUUUUAUUCUUAAGUUACUUUUUGCUGAUGAUAUUGUGUUCUCAUAAAGUAAACUCUAAAAUGCUCAUUUACUGAUGCUGUCAUGAUAAAAAAACAAUCUGUCACUUAUGGAAACGAUGUGAAGUAGUUGUUGCUUCACUUCAGGGGGUAUCAGUCCUCUACUUUCCAGUCCUUUGCUGUAAAACACACACGUUAAGUACACACACACACACACACACACACACACACACACACACACGCAUGUUGUGUUGGUCAGCACCUAUAAAUACCCUCAUGAGACAGACAGAGGAAUGUAGCUACAGCUGCAGAGAGAUCGAGUUGAUGUUGAGGCAUCCGGGACAGUUUUUGUCUUUGUGUGUGUAAAAUAACACAAAACAUGACAACACAAAAGCAAAAAGCUGCUGAUAUGACCACUAACGUAAAACUCUAACGAAUGUGAUUUUUUAUGUUGGUUAUUUUGAAGGUCCAUUCAUCCAAAACUAAAGAUGAAAACCCACGAAUCAAUCUAGUGCCAGUUUUUAGCAUCUUUUUAGCUGUUUGGCUUCGAAGCGACUUCACUCCUUGUGGUUCACGCUCACCUCUCUCAUCGCGAUGUUUUCGUCCCCAAGAGGAGACAGUUUAUGACAAGCUGAUGAUCUCACUCAAGGAGUUGGUGGAGACCAAAAUUAGAGCUACAAGAAAGUGAACAUGACUCAUAAAUAGUUUCCACUGCAUUGUGUAUCUCGGUCUCCAUCACUUGCUCGGAGCUGUAAUUUUCCUACUUUAAUAGGCAACGAAUAAGAACUUAAAAAGGAAGAGGUACAGUUUUGUUUUCGCUUCGGUCAGAACUGCAACCUUGACCGACCUGAGCUGGAAUUACAACAACGCAGACAAACACUUGGUUAGGCACAUGGAGCGUAUAUCAGAAAGAACAGUGUCUGUUCACAUUGUGAGGCAUAAAGCCAAAACGCCGCCUCAGUGGGCACUGACAUGUUGUACUGGUGCAGUCCAGGCACGUGUAGAAGUGGAGAAGCAGGACUGGUAUCACACCCCUUUCGCAAAUCCACAGAUAAAACAUCAAACAUCCUUCAGGUUGGUACAGUCUGAAACAAACAAGUUCCUGUGGUGAGCUCAAACACACUCGUGGCUGCGGAUGGCUCUGGUUCGGUGGUUCUGUUGUUGGUGUUGGUUAUGUUUUCUUUAAACAUCCUCGACUCAGCUGAUCUGCAGAAACCCGAAUUUUUAACAGAGCCGUCAAUUAUUUUCUAAACAUCAAGACAGUCAGGGAGAUGAGAACAACAUUGAUGACAGAAAGCAUUUUAGAGAAAAAGUCAUGGACUUGUAUUUGAUUGUACCGUUUGACCUCUAUCUAUCUGUUACAAUGGGGGAAACUUGCUGUAUGACCUGUAGUGCCUAUAACCACCAGGGGGAGCUCUACACAUUCUGGCUUUGCUCGGCUUCAGCUGAUGUGCUGUCUAUGUUUAUACCAUGUAGGGGUCGGAUAGCUGAAUAAACCAGGAUUUUUUUAAGAAAUGGCAACCGGAAAACUUUGGUGUCAAACACAGAAAAACAGCACUGAUUGUGUUUGAAGCGUCAGUUAUAGUUUAAUAUUUGUUAACGAUAAGUUCAAAAUCUAACCUUGACUGAAGAGACACUCUUUGCAGUGGAUAUUGACAUGUUAAUAAAGUCCAUCGGUAACUACGCACAGGCCGACGCGUGUAACUCGACUGUGUUGCUGUCCAUUUUCUAUUUCUUUUCGCAUACUUCGUCACAUAUAUAAACCGAAUAAUUAAAAGACUGAGAAUAAUGUAAUAGGUAACAAAGUUUUUGACAUGAAAAUGUGAGAGUAACAUUUGAAAAAGCGUAUGAUGUAUAAUAUGAGAUCGCAUUAAGUGACAAAUGUCUGUAUGCUUAAAUACGGAGGAAGGAAAGUAGGAAAAGACGUAAAACUAAAGGAAAUAAAUCAGAAUGAAAUUAAAGAUAAAACUCAGACAACUAAAAACUUUAGACAGAUUGAAAAUCUAUCAAUCAAAACCUCCUUCCUGUAUUUGACCGUCAUGAUCAGCAUCUGAAAACCACACAAACAGGAAGUUGAACUUGUAGUCAUGUGGAUUUUCAAUACUGUUUGUUGCUGAUAUUAGGAAGGUGUAAAAGGAUCCUAAAAUACUUCUAACCUCGUGUUUAACCACCUCCCCCUCAGGUUACCCAGAAGUCUGUGGUGCUGCUGUUGUGAAAUACGAUGCUGUUGUUAUUUACAGUGUAUUUGUCUGUGGUGAUGAUGAUGAUGAUGGUGGCGGUGGGGUUUGGAUUGAGGGGUUAGGUCUGGAUCUCCUGAUGACAGAGCAGCUGCUCUCUGCUCUGACCUUGGUCCCAGAUAUUUCUGUAGGCUGAUCUCUGCUCAGCAAAGAUUAUUUCCAUACCAAAGAAUCCCCUAACAAGAGAAACGCUUCAGAGACAUGUCUGCAGGAACCUGAUUCUACAUUAGGUGUUAUUUAAAGUUCCUUUACUCGAGUAAACUCUCACAGUAAAUGUAACACAACAUAAAACUUUAGAGAACAGGAAUAGUUCACGAUAAGCAGCUCAAAACCUUUGUCGUCAAAAUCCGAUGUCGUAUCACACAAAGUGGACAUACAACAACGCAGAUGUCCUGAGAUAACAAGUUCAUUUCUGUUGUUUUCUCUUAACUUGUCCAGUCAAAUGAGAAUCUAUUUUGAUAUAAUUUUCUGCAGAAUCACAAUUUCAGUCCAAAGUCAAGAUUUAAAGAACCAAUGAACAAAAUGCACUUCAUUUAAAAGUUAAAAACUAUAGUUAGCCUCUUACAACUCAGCCUUAACAGUUCGGUUAAACACGAGUUCUGCUUCUACCAAAAUAAAAAGACUUUAAUAGUCUGAUACUGAGAAUAAGCUCUUUCCUGUUUGAUAAACUUUUACUUGUGGGAGUUUUUUUUAGUGUUGGUACGUUGGCAUAAAUAAAGAUUAACGAGCACAUCUAAUAAUUUAGUAAACUCUGAAAAUACCCCAGAGUUAUUGGACAGAAAUACAGUUGAUGUUUAUUAGAAAAACUGAAAAUACUUUAAUAAAACCCUCUCUAUGAGCCUGUUAGCUCGGUAAAAACAAAGACGUUAUUUCACGUUUCUUCUUGUUGAUUUCACAUUAAACGUGUUUUUAUCCUCAUCAUCAUCCUGCCAGUUGCUCCUGUCACUGACUUUAUCACCUCCACACGUGUUUUAAUGCCUCCGUGCUUCAAUCAGAGUCACGUUUGCAGAAAUUCUGCUCCUGUCACGUUAAACAAUCCACCUGACUAAAACUCAUGCUGUUAUUUCCUUUGGCCGGUCAUCCAGGAUUACUGAUCACCCCUCCAUUUAAUUAAAUUAAAUUUAAUUUAAUUGUAUUGAGGUUAUGAAGUGUCCUUGCUGUGAUCUGUUGCACUUUCAACUCUUUUAAGGGUGAUAGCACCAUCCUAAAAAGCCUGUAUGAUCUGUAACUGUGAGCCCCUCCUCCUCAUAUGACACCGGCGACAGCUGCUGCUCCGUCCUGUGUGAUCCCGGCUCCUCGUCCCCGCUCUGUCCAUGUGAGGAGGCCGCUGCUGCUAUUUAAAACGAGCCAAGUUCAGGCUCAGAGUAAAAGGGGGGUGGUUCAUGGACAUAUUUGGGGUCAUGACGUUAGUUUAUGUUCCUACAAUGAUAAAAAUUAUGAGCUCUGCUGAUAUUCAUUCAGGUUUCAGAGAAAUGAGUCACAGCAGCGAUGACGAUGGUGUCCGCAUUAUUGGUACAGACUGUAUCGUUUAAAAUAGCCACCAGGUGAGUUAUGAAGAGGUCACAGACAGGUGUAAUCAGACCUAUAGAGACACCAGAUAACUGGGUCAGACAUUUACCUUCUGAUGCCAGCGCUUAGUAAGAACAUCUAAUGCUGUAACAUUAUAUGUAUGCCACAAGUUACAUGUUACAUAGCAUAACCCCCCCAGCGUACUGUUCCACUCUGAAACUGAACCUGAAGGUGUUUCCAGGCAAGUCAAAAUGUCCCACUUUAGCCUUCAAAAAAAAUCAACAGAAAAUCAACAGAAUCUGCAGCUUUAGUAGCAUGAAGGCUUUUUCUGAGCUCAAAGAUAGCUUAGCAUUUAAGUGUCCUAACAGUAUGAAAACCUGAAUGAAAUGAAAGUCUGUACAAAGUUUGUAAAUUACUCCUCCUUUUCCAUUUUUUUUCCUUUUGGGAUAGAUCAAGGCUGACUUUAUGGCCCAUACUGCAACCAGUCACCAGAGGGAGCUCUUUUUACUUUGGAUUCACAACCGAGAAGCUUCUGUGUCGCUUAUUUUACAAUCUAUAAAUAAAGAACAUAAAAGAUGAAUGUUUUUCUCCCUAUGAAGUCAGUGUUUUUAUCUACUGAAAGAGACUACAAAAGAGAGAGGGGGAAGAAAACUACAAAAAUCAACAUUAAAGGGCCUCAUAUCUCACCUUCGGAUAAUCCCGGGCUCAAAAAUGUGGUCCCUACUCUCGCUGUUACAGCCUUUCCUCGAUCCAAACAUUAAUAAGAUUCUCAGUUGCUUUGCGGGUAAAAUACACAGCAUGAGUAAUGAGACGUUGAAUGUCCAGGGGGGUGGCUGUAAACCACAAACUCAACCCUGAGCUGCAUUUCUGGACCGCCUCACAAAACAGACACUCGCAGCUGUCAUUCAUCGAUUUAGAAGAAGUGUAAACCCUUUGUCUGUUUGUCUUUGUCCAGUGUUUCAGUUACCAAGUUGUAAAAAAAGCAAAAUUGGAGGCGGAAACAAGAUGGCUACAUCUACGAAAGUUAUUUAAGCACUUGCCUUGUAUUCAUACUUUUCUUACUUUGAAAAUAAGACGUUGACCUGGACUGAAUGGUAACUCAAAUUUUUUUUUUUUUUUUUUUUUACAAUUUAAGUUUUUAUUAUGACGGAGUAUUAGGGCCACAUAAGGAAGAAAAAAAAAUAUUCUUCGAGAUUAAAGUCAUUAACAACAAGAAUAAAGUCAAAGGAAAAUCAUUACUUACGAGAACAAAGUCGUAGUAAAUUCAUUACUUAUGAGAAUAAAUUAUUAAAAACAACUAACAACAGGUUAGAAUAGCUAUUAGCUGCGACUUUACUCUUAUAAGUGAUGAUUUUGUUGGGACUUUAUUCUUGUAAGUAAUGAUUUUAGUACGACUUUAUUCUUGCAAUUACUUUAUGACUUUAUUCCCGUAAGUAAUGAUUUUAUUAAGACUUUAUUCUCGCAAGUAUUUACUUUAUUACAACUUUAUUCUCGUAAGUAAUGACUUUAUCAUGACUUCAUUCUUGUAAGUAAUUCUGAAGUCUUACAUUUUUUGUUUUUUGAUGUGGUCUUAAUACUCUGUCAUAUUUUAUAAACUUGAAAGUUGCUUAAUAAAAACUACAGUCGUUUUAACACCCAGGUUUCUUGUCUGUUUUUUGUUCCAGGUGCUGUGUGCUGUGUUAGAGUGAAACCAUCAACGAAAUCCCUGAACCAGUCUGUCCAUUGUGCCGUUAAGUUGGUCGAUACAAAGCUACAACAUCGAGCUAAAAGCAGAAAAGUUCUGCUAGUUUGUAUUAAUUUAAGUCAGCACUUACUUUAAUAUCAAGACCUCAUCUCAGUGAACCGAACAAAGAGAGAGAAACCUAAGUUUUAAAACUACGAAAACCAACCCCAACGGUCAACAAGAUGGCGCCCAAGAAGAAGGCCCCCCGUCAGAAGAAACCUGCUGUGGAGACAACCCCUGAGGUCGUCCCGGUCCCGCUGACGGUGGAGAGCCGCGGUGACGGUGUGGUGGUGGUGGACACCGGGGUGAAGAAGAUCGAGCAGAUCGCAGCGCUGGACAUCGCCAAGCUGAACAGCCUCAACCUGCCGCUGCCGCCCCCCGUCAUCAAGCCGGGAGAGAGAGGCCUCGGGCUGGGCAGCGAGCUGACGCGACCCCUGCAUGGAAACGCCCUGCUGGAGGAGCUGAGCAAGAUGCGACAGGAGAAGUACGUGAAGAUGCUAAUAUUUAUAUAAUCGUCAAAGUUAUUGGUAACACUCGACGAUAACCAUAAUUAAUAAAUGGUAAAUAGUUAGUUUCUUAAUGUUUAAUCAUAAUUUAAAAACAGCAUAUAGACCAAUUAUAAAUGGCAAAUAAUGUGCAGAUUAAACAACUGAAUGAUAUGAAAGAAAAUAUGAGCUAAUAUAGAGUUAAUAAUACAGUGCUUAGUCGGGAACGUCUGCACAACAUUGCACAUCUCUAUGCAUGAUUCACUAUGAAAUCCACAUGGUUUUGUACUUUUUGGUCUUUAUUCUAUGACUGUUGUCUUGGAUUAUAAAUCUGCUGUUUUGUAUGUCAUUAAUUCAUCCUCCUCCCAAAGGUUCCUGACUGAUCUGGAGUUGGCCUGUAAGACAAAAGCCUUUGACGUCCACAAGCUGGUCAUUUCGUCUGUCAGUCAGUACUUCAGGGAGAUUCUGGCCAAAGACCCCGGCAUGAAGCGUCUGGAGCUCCCCUCACUCUCACCUCUGGGUACGCUUGUGUUUCUGUACUUCCGUCUGUAAUAAUAUGGAUUUUGGUCCCACUGUUCUGCUUUUGAUUUAACUGAUGAAUCAAUCCCCCUAAAGAGCAGGAUGUUGAGAACAAUGUGGAUAAAAAAGAAAAGUCCUGUUUCAUAUGACAUACCUGUAAAAAACUCCAGUUACACUAUUUUCUCACUCCAUGUGUCCUCAGGCCUGGCUAAUGUCAUCACCUUCGCCUAUCUGGGUCGUGUCCAUAUGUCGCUUUACACCAUCGGCUGCACCGCCUCUGCUGCUGCCACCCUGCAGAUCCCUCAGCUGCUCAAGAUGUGCAUGGACUUCCUGCUGGCCGAGCUCAACGUCCAGACCUGCGUCUACAUCUGGAACAUCGCUUCCGCCUACGGCCUGCUGCCCGUGUGCGACGCGGCCCGCCGCUUCGUCCUGGAGAACUUUGUGCAGUUCGCUGAUACGCCGCUCUUCACCCAGCUGACCCUGGAGCAGAUCUCUGCCUUCCUGCAGGACGACUCUCUGCUGCUGCCGUCAGAGGUCACGGCCUUCCAGGUCAGACGUCACUCUUUGUCUUCAGAAGGUCAAAGGUUCAAAUUUGGAAGAGAAAAACAAGGUCGAAACACGAUCCAAGUCGAGCAGUUUUUAUUUAUCUAAACAUUCUAACAAAGAUAAAUCAGCUGCUCAUGAAUCUGAUGGUACGAGGGUUCAGUCUUAUUGAUUCAAAAGUUAGUUUCCAACAUCUUUGCAGUUAAACUGAGGAGAUAUUUCAUGUCUUCGGGGGCGGCUCUCAGCUUUAACUCCUCGACCCUCUUGACAUUCCUGCUAUUUUCAUCGAGUCCUGAAAACAGACCCCAGACCAGCUGUUAAGAGCAGCACACAGAUCCAUGAAUCAAAGCGAGUCACCUGCAGGUGGACUGUUAGCAGAAUCCACUAAAUAUAACUCACUGUAUGCAAGAGCACUGCUUAUUUAUUAAUACACAACUGCAUGUAUGACAGAUUUAAAUGGACAGGCAGCUGAGGGGAGGCAGGGCGAUGAGAGUUGUAUUUAUAAACUAAACUAAUGUUGGUCUGUGAAUGCAGAAUCAUUUUAUCUGUGGUUUAUUUCAUACUGUAGUCUUAAAGUGAAGGACUGAUCCUCAAAGUGAGUUUGUUCAAUAUGACCUUGCUGUGGGGUUUGCCAAUAAACAUCCCCACUCGAAAGGUAAAAAUUACAAUAUAAUUGACCUGACUCUAUUUGAAGUACUUAAAUUUAACUUGACUGAUCCUAAUCAAACAACUUUAUACAACCACAAUUCACAGAAAGUUUGGAGACUGUUUCAAAUGUUAAUAAAGACAGAAUUAGAUGGUUCACAAAUUGUGGAUUGGAGGAUUUCCCGUCUUCCUCUUUGAACCAACAUUUAUUUUAAACUGUAUUCAGUUUAUUUUUUGCAUUUUAAUGUCUUUAAAGGGAUAUUCUGGCGUAAAAUUAAUUUAGGGUCGAACACCGCAACACUGAGUUAGACAACCCCGUCAAGAGAUGAAUGUUGCCGACCGCUUGCUCCUCUAGUUAAACCAACUUUAAUAACGACCGCAGGAUAGCAAUACAGAGAGCCAUGCGCUUAACCAAAACACCACUCUAUAGCCACGAAUAAUGCUCAGAACAGCACCUAACUUCAUCAACAGGACAUACAGGGUCACAGACAUAGUACUAGACACCAAACAUCUUUUUAACUUUGACUAAUUUCUUUAGCAAAGAGACUAAACACAACUCACCUACUCUCUUCCAGCAGCUGCUUGUUUGUAGCGAGAUCUCAGGCCAGUCCAUUACAGAUUACAGCGGGGUGCCGCAGCUCAAGGAAGAACAUUUAUGAUCAUUUCUUCAUGGAAAUACAAUCAGACCGAGACGUUAAGGCAGAAGAACUACCGCGUCUGCAGAGAAAAUGAUUAAAAUGAUGAUUAUUACUUCAAGGAAAUGAUAAAGAAAUGAUCAUAAAUGUUCUUCCUUGAGCUGCGGCACCCCGCUGUAGUCCGUAAUGGACUGGUCUGAGGUCUCUCUACAAACAAGUGGCUGCUGGAAGAGAGUAGGUGAGUUGUGUUUAGUCUCUUUGCUAAAGAAAUUAGUCAAAGUUAAAAAGAUGUUUGGUGUCUAGUACUAUGUCUGUGACCCUAUAUGUCCUGUUGAUGAAGUUAGGUGCUGUUCUGAGCAUUAUUUGUGGCUAUAGAGUGGCGUUAUUGUUGAGGUCUGUUGGAGAAGCAAGCGGUCGGAAACAUUCAUCUCUCGAGGGGGUGUUUAAUUCGGUGUUACGGUGUGUUUGACCCUAACUUAAUUUUCCGCUGGAAUAUCCCCGUAAGAUAGUCUCAAUAAUACACACAAAGCUGUGUAAAGUAAACUCUCAUCAUUUUCUUCCACAUCGGAGCGCCGGUGUUUCUCUCGUUGAAUUUCAUCCUCCAUCUCUCUCUGUAGCUGGCCAUGAAGUGGCUCGACUUCGACACCACCCGUCAGGCUCACGCCGCAGAGCUUCUCUCUCACAUCCGCUUUGAGACGAUCCCCGCCAGUGAGCUGGUGAGUCAGAUCCAGCCUGUGCCUCGAAUGAUGAUGGACCCUCAGUGCCACCGCCUGCUGGUGGACGCCAUGAACUACCACCUGCUGCCUCACCAGCAGAACACCCUGCAGUCCAGACGCACGCAGGUCCGAGCCGGUCAGCAGACUCUGCUCACCAUCGGCGGUCGACCUUCGCUCACUGAGAGAGCUCUCAGCAGGGAGGUCAGUCUACAAACCAACGUGUUCCUGUCUUUUCUUUGUGUUAAAAAAACACCAGAUCAUCCCUCACUGACCUCAAACUUUGUGGUCCAGGUGCUGUGGAGGGAUCCUCGUGAAGGUGGAGCCACCUGGCGUCACCUCACCCAGCUGCCAGCAAAGAGCUUCAACCAGUGUGUGGCUGUGAUGGACGGAUUCCUGUAUGUGGCCGGAGGAGAGGACCAGAACGACGCCCGCAACCAGGCCAAGCACGCAGUCAGCACCCUCAGCAGGUAGUAACCCAGAGCGGGGGGCGACUCUAAACCUGAUCAGACUUCUUUGGAGGUCAAAUACAGAAAUCCAAACAAAAUUCUUGUAAAUCCCAAAGUGUCUAAAUCAAGUGGUGCAAGUAAAACUUUGCAGGUUAAAAACUGACCAAACAGAGUGAAGAAUGAAACAACUCCUUAAAGGGAUAUUCCGGCGUAAAAUUAAUUCAGGGUCAAACACACCGUAACACCGAGUCAGACACCCCCUCGAGAGAUGAGUGUUGCCCAGUCUCAGCCAUAGUACUAGCCACCAAACAUCUUCUCAACUUUGACUGAUUUCUUUAGCAAAGAGACUAAACACAACUCACCUACUCUCUUCCAGCAGCCACUUGUUUGUAGCGAGACCUCAGGCCAGUCCAUCACCAACUAUAGCGGGGUUUCGCAGCUCAAAGAAGAACAUUUAUGAUAAUUUCUAUCUGCUUUACUCUUCUCCUUCACUAGAUACGACCCUCGCUUCAACACCUGGCUCCACCUGGCCAGCAUGCGUCAGCGCCGCACCCACUUCUCUCUGGCAGCCAGCGGCGGCCGCCUCUUCGCCAUCGGAGGCCGUAACGUGGAGGGUCUGCUGGCCACCACUGAGAGCUACCUGCCCUCCUCUAACACCUGGCAGAUGCGUACUCCCAUGGAGAUGCCGCGCUGCUGCCACUCCAGCGCCACCCUGCCUUCUGGAGACAUCCUGGUGACCGGAGGUUACAUCAACUGUGCUUACUCCCGCUCUGUGUCGUGCUACAAGGUGGAGAGCGACACCUGGAGCGAGUGCGCCUCCAUGGAGACACCCCGCGGCUGGCACUGCUCCACCACCCUCGGAGGAAAGGUCUACGUGGUGGGAGGAAGUCAGCUUGGGCCUGGUGGUGAGAGGGUGGAUGUCGUCUCAGUGGAAGUCUUCUCCCCGGAAAGUGGCACAUGGAGCCGGGCGGCCCCUCUGCCCCUGGGCGUGAGCACCGCCGGUUUGUCCCCGCUCAAUGAGAAGCUGUACCUGCUCGGCGGCUGGAACGAGGCGGAGAAGCGCUACAAGGCAGCCGUGCAGAGGUACGACCCGACUACCGACAGCUGGUCCAUGGCUGAGGAUCUCCCCGAGCCCACGGUGGGAGUAUCCUGCUGCACCCUGACCUUGCCGCCUCGCCCUGCACCGCGUCGGCAGCAGCACCGCAACACCCCAGCCCACGAAGAGCAGCAGCUGAAGAACCGGAGCAGAGAGAGCAGCGUGACUCCUUCACAGACCAUCACAGCAUAG
This is a messenger RNA of Xyrichtys novacula (pearly razorfish), 11794 nucleotides long. The record is from the annotation of a GenBank genome assembly. NCBI's taxonomy places the organism in Eukaryota, Metazoa, Chordata, Actinopteri, Labriformes, Labridae.